GGGAGCCGCGGGCGGGCGCGGUCAGGUGGCGCCCAACAUGGCUCCUCCGUGCCCCGGCGCCGCGCGGGGCCGCUGAGCGCUGUCGGGGGGCGGCGGGGCCAUCAUGCAGAAGAUCAAGUCGCUGAUGACCCGCCAGGGUUUAAGAAGUCCUCAGGAGAGUCUUAAUGACCUCAGUCCUAUUGAAAGCUUUCGAAUUCCUACCAAGGAGGAGCUCAGAGAACUACAUGAAGAACCAACUGAUCCUCAGGCACAGCAGGAAAUAAUUAACAGCAUUGAAGAAGUUUAUUUUUCCAAUGAUUCCUUUGAUAUUGUGAAGUAUGAGUUAGAGAGGCUUCCUCCAGUACUAAGUCUUCAAGAACUGGAAGAGUACAGAGACAAAUUAAAACAACAGCAAGCUGCUGUAUCUAAAAAAGUUGCAGACUUGAUCCUUGAAAAACAGCCUGCAUAUGUUGAGGAACUUGAACGUGUUACAUCAUUGCAGACCGGCCUUCAGUUAGCAGCUGUUAUUUGCACAAAUGGAAGAAGACACCUGAAUAUAGCAAAGGAAGGCUUCACACAAACUAGUCUGGGGCUUCUUGCCAAUCAGAGGAAGCGACAGUUGCUUAUUGGACUGCUGAAGUCUCUGAGAACAAUAAAAACACUGCAAAGAACUGAUGUGCGUUUGAGCGAGAUGUUGGAGGAAGAGGAUUAUCCAGGAGCUAUUCAGCUCUGCUUAGAAUGCCAGAAAGCCGCCAGCACCUUCAAACACUACAGUUGUAUAAGUGAGUUAAAUUCAAAACUGCAAGAUACCUUGGAACAAAUAGAGGAACAAUUGGACGUAGCGCUUUCCAAAAUAUGCAAGAAUUUUGAUAUCAAUCAUUAUACAAAGGUUCAGCAGGCUUACAGGCUGCUUGGAAAAACACAGACAGCAAUGGACCAGUUACAUAUGCACUUCACUCAAGCCAUUCACAACACCGUGUUUCAAGUAGUCCUUGGAUAUGUGGAGCUGUGUGCAGGAAACACAGACACCAAAUUUCAGAAGUUACAGUACAAAGACCUCUGUACACACAUUACAUCAGACAGCUACAUUCCAUGCCUGGCUGAUCUCUGCAAAGCCCUCUGGGAAGUCAUGCUCAGUUACUACCGAACAAUGCAGUGGCAUGAGAACCAUGACCAAGAUGAGGCAGCAGUUGUGUCUUCUGUUUCAGAUGGCAACAAUGUGAUGGGAACUGAAGAGAACUGUUUUGACCGCAACUAUGUGAAAAAGAAGUUAGAACAUGGGCUUUCACGAAUAUGGCAGGAUGUUCAAUUGAAAGUGAAAACAUAUCUUCUGGGAACGGAUCUGUCUAACUUCAAAUAUGACGACUUCAUAUUUGUACUUGAUGUUAUCAGCAGGCUGAUGCAAGUUGGAGAAGAAUUUUGUGGCAGUAAGUCUGAAGUUUUGCAAGAAUCUAUCAGAAAACAAAGUGUUAACUAUUUCAAAACGUACCACAGAACCCGUCUUGAAGAACUAAGAAUGUUUUUGGAGAAUGAGACCUGGGAACUUUGUCCUGUUAAAUCAAGCUUUAGUAUUCUGCAGCUUCAUGAAUUUAAGUUCAUGGAGCAGUCACGUUCCCCAUCUGUGUCACCUAGUAAGCAGCCUGCUUCAGCAAUUUCAGCAACACUGACGUUAUUUGAGCAGUACUGUAAUGGAGGAAACCCAUUUGAAAUUCAGGCUGACAGCAAAGAUGAUGAGACAGAGGACGUGCUAGCUUCCAAUGGGUAUGAAUCAGAUGAACAAGAAAAAAGUGCAUAUCAAGAAUAUGAUAGUGACAGUGAUGUUCCUGAAGAGUUGAAAAGAGAUUAUGUGGAUGAGCAGACAGGAGAUGCCCCGAUAAAAAGUGUUUCUCGAGAAACUCUGAGGAGCAGAAAGAGAUCAGAUUACAACCUCAACAAAGUGAACGCACCUAUUCUAACAAACACUACCCUGAAUGUAAUACGGCUUGUUGGGAAAUACAUGCAGAUGAUGAAUAUUCUGAAACCUAUUGCAUUUGAUGUGAUCCACUUCAUGUCCCAGCUCUUCGAUUAUUAUCUGUAUGCAGUCUAUACGUUUUUUGGCCGAAAUGACACGUUUGAGUCAGCAGGACUGGGCCUUAGUAGCAGCAGAUUACGCACCACACUGAACAGAAUCCAAGAGAGUCUGAUUGAUCUGGAGGUCUCUGCUGAUCCUUCAGGAACUCUCACAGCUGCUGAAGAGAGAAAAGAGAAGGUGCCAAGCCCACAUCUCAGUCAUCUCGUAGUUUUGACAUCUGGCAAUUCACUCUAUGGUUUGGCAGAGAGAGUGGUGGCCACAGAAUCCUUGGUAUUUCUGGCUGAGCAGUUUGAAUUUCUUCAGCCUCAUCUUGACGCAGUGAUGCCAGCUGCCAAGAAGCCUUUUCUUCAGCAGUUCUAUUCUCAGACAGUGUCAACUGCCAGUGAACUACGUAAACCAGUUUAUUGGAUUGUUGCUGCUAAAGCCAUUGAUUAUGAACAAAUGCUACUUCUCAUGGCUAAUGUGAAAUGGGAUGUGAAGGAAAUCAUGUCACAGCACAAUGUAUAUGUAGAUGCUCUUUUAAAGGAAUUUGAAGAAUUUAACAGAAGGUUGAAUGAAGUGUCUAAGAGAGUCCGUAUUCCACUGCCAGUCUCCAACAUCCUUUGGGAACACUGCAUACGCUUGGCCAAUAGAACUCUUGUGGAAGGUUAUGCCAAUGUAAAGAAGUGCAGCAAUGAAGGACGUGCCUUGAUGCAACUGGACUUUCAGCAGUUCCUAAUGAAACUAGAAAAGUUAACAGACAUUAGGCCUAUUCCAGAUAAAGAAUUUGUGGAGACCUACAUUAAAGCAUACUACCUAACAGAAAAUGACAUGGAACGCUGGAUAAAAGAACAUAGGGAGUAUUCCACUAAGCAGUUGACCAAUCUGGUGAAUGUUUGUCUGGGCUCCCACAUCAACAAAAAGGCAAGACAGAAGCUGUUAGCUGCCAUUGACGACAUAGACAGGCCUAAAAGAUAACUGGAGAAAGCUGCUUUCCUUGUGACUUGUACCUUUUCCUGUUCAUGUGAAGCAUGCAG
Messenger RNA from Empidonax traillii (willow flycatcher), 3066 nucleotides. RefSeq names its product VPS50, EARP/GARPII complex subunit (gene VPS50). Gene Ontology annotation, cellular component: EARP complex. Gene Ontology annotation, molecular function: SNARE binding. The record is from RefSeq and is a predicted model, not a curated record. Gene Ontology annotation, biological process: retrograde transport, endosome to Golgi; endocytic recycling. Bases 104 to 3007 code for a protein of 967 amino acids. The transcript has 28 exons. NCBI's taxonomy places the organism in Eukaryota, Metazoa, Chordata, Aves, Passeriformes, Tyrannidae.